Messenger RNA from Helobdella robusta, 706 nucleotides. RefSeq lists its product as hypothetical. NCBI's taxonomy places the organism in Eukaryota, Metazoa, Annelida, Clitellata, Rhynchobdellida, Glossiphoniidae. Bases 173 to 619 code for a protein of 148 amino acids. The record is from RefSeq and is a predicted model, not a curated record. The transcript is spliced from 5 exons.
ACAACAGCAGCAACAAUCGUUACAUCCACUGCUACAACAACUACCUCAUGCUCCUGUCUAUCUACCAGAACAUCACAUCCUCCACACUGAACAUGAUAUUUUUAAUCCGACUUCUCGCUUCAGGCGAGUCGCAAAUAAUAGCUCUACUAGCAGCACUCUGACGUCCAAUGCUAUGAGACCCAGGUGGCAGCCCAUACCCUCACCCUCCCCCACACAGUAUCCCGGAUUUUUACUCCACUUCCUUGCCAUGUUGGGUAGACCAAGUAGACCGGCCCACUACAGAAUGAAUCUCAUAAAUUACUAUGAUGAGACAACUGAUAUCGACAAUUAUGAAGCCCUAUUAAACCUGGCCGACCGGAUUGGCGAAGGAAAAUCUCGAGGCCUCAAUCAGUACGACCUUGACCUUCUGCCGACCUACCAGUAUAACCCCGGCUCCGACCAAUCAGCUCGCAAUCAGACGUCGUGUGUCGUCUGCAUGAGCGAGUUCGAACUGGGGCACCAUUUGAGGUCGCUGCCCUGCGCUCACGAGUUUCAUACCGCCUGCAUUAAUAAGUGGUUGAAGGUAAAUAGAACAUGUCCAAUAUGUCGAGCUGAUGCUACUGAGAAAUAUCCCGGGUGACGAUGAAGAAGAAAAAGAAGAUGAUGAAGAAGAAGAAGAUGAAGAUGAAGAAGAAGAUGUUGAUGAUAACCACGAUGAUAUUACUGA